This is a messenger RNA of Cuscuta campestris, 4379 nucleotides long. NCBI's taxonomy places the organism in Eukaryota, Viridiplantae, Streptophyta, Magnoliopsida, Solanales, Convolvulaceae. The record is from the annotation of a GenBank genome assembly.
UCAUUCCACUAGCUUCAAAGUUUCCCCACUCGUUGCAGUGUGCUCUAUUUUGACUUCCGGUCUCUCUCUCUCUCUCUCUCUCUCUCUCUCUCUCUCUAGACACGUUCUUUAACUCCUAACUUUUCACGAGUUCUUUCCAGAUGCUUUUAAUGGCAACGGACACAAUGGUCUGUGAUUUCACCUGCUGAGAACAGUGACCAAACGACUAUCUCUUCACACUAGAUCCCUUUCUUCUUCCUCCUCUCCCUUUCAUCCACCGCCAAGACGAGUUUCUAAAUUCUUGAAUUAAAAAAAAAAGGUUCUUUGAGGUCUGGCCAUGGCGGAGGCCACGAAUGUUGCAGAACAAGAAGGGAACGCAAUGCCCGAGCCAGAGAAGAAGAAGAAGAAGAAGGAAGAGGAAGAGCAGAGCGUUUCUUUCUAUGAGCUGUUUUCCUUCUCCGAUAAAUACGACUGGGCUCUGAUGGCCGGCGGGACAAUCGGAGCAGUCGUCCACGGCUCCUCCAUGCCCGUCUUCUUCCUUCUCUUCGGCCAGAUGGUCAAUGGCUUCGGCAAAAACCAGGGAGAUUUCUCCAUGAUGACCCAUGAAGUUUGCAAGUAUGCUCUGUAUUUCGUGUAUCUUGGACUCAUUGUCUGCGUCUCAUCCUAUGCAGAGAUAGCAUGUUGGAUGUACACCGGGGAAAGACAAUCAUGUGUAAUGAGGAAGAAGUAUUUGGAGGCUGCUUUGGGGCAGGACGUCGGGUUUUUCGACACCGACGCCCGGACGGGGGACAUUGUCUUCAGCGUCUCGACCGACACGCUAUUGGUCCAAGACGCCAUCAGCGAGAAGGUGGGGAAUUUCAUACAUUACAUAUCGACCUUCCUGGCGGGGCUGGUGGUCGGUUUCGUGUCAGCGUGGAGGCUCGCGCUGCUUAGCGUAGCGGUCAUUCCCGGCAUCGCAUUUGCGGGUGGGUUGUAUGCCUAUACUCUCACCGGUCUCACCUCCAAAACCCGGGAAUCGUACGCCAAUGCCGGGAUCAUCGCCGAGCAGGCAAUUGCUCAAGUGAGGACAGUGUACUCAUAUGUUGGGGAGACAAAAGCCAUAAGCUCAUAUUCGGAUGCAAUCCAGAACACAUUAAAGCUUGGGUACAAAGCUGGGAUGGCCAAAGGGUUGGGAUUGGGGUGCACUUAUGGCAUAGCAUGCAUGUCAUGGGCUCUGGUCUUUUGGUACGCCGGCGUCUUCAUCCGGAACGGCCAGACCGACGGCGGAAAGGCAUUCACCGCCAUUUUCUCCGCCAUCGUUGGUGGCAUGAGUUUAGGUCAGUCUCUAUCGAACCUCGGGGCAUUUAGUAAAGGCAAAGUGGCUGGAUACAAGUUGAUGGAGAUGAUCAAGCAGAAGCCGACGAUCGUUCAAGAUCAUAAAGGUGGGAAGUCGUUGACCGAGGUCAAUGGGGAUAUCGAGUUCAAGAAUGUGAGCUUCAGUUAUCCUUCAAGACCUGAUGUUUUUAUCUUUAGAAGUUUCUCCAUCUUCUUUGCUGCUGGGAAGACCGUUGCGGUCGUUGGCGGGAGUGGCUCCGGGAAAAGCACAAUCGUUUCUCUCAUUGAACGAUUCUAUGAUCCGAAUGAAGGUGAAAUUUUGGUUGACAAUGUGGACAUAAAGACAUUGGAGCUAAGGUGGUUGAGAGAUCAGAUUGGUUUGGUGAACCAAGAGCCUGCGCUUUUUGCUACGACCAUACUUGAGAACAUACUCUAUGGAAAGCCCGACGCAACAAUCGCGGAAGUGGAGGCCGCCGCAUCUGCCGCCAAUGCUCAUAGCUUCAUCACCUUGCUGCCCAAUGGCUACAACACUCAGGUAGGGGAGCGCGGCGUCCAACUCUCUGGAGGCCAGAAACAAAGAAUUGCGAUUGCGAGAGCAAUGCUUAAGAACCCAAAGAUUCUUCUCCUCGACGAAGCUACUAGUGCUUUGGAUGCUGGAUCAGAGAGCAUUGUUCAAGAAGCUCUAGACCGGCUCAUGCUUGGGAGAACCACCGUGGUGGUCGCGCAUCGGUUAUCCACAAUAAAAAACGUCGAUUCCAUUGCAGUUUUACAGCAAGGGCAAGUUGUUGAGACAGGAACCCAUGAAGAACUGAUCUCCAAAGCCAAUGGGGCGUAUUCGUCUUUGGUUAGAUUUCAGGAAAUGGUUGGCAGUAGAGACUUAUCAUCCAACCCAUCGACUAGGAGAACCCGGUCGUCGCGUUUGAGCCAUUCGCUGUCGACGAAAUCUCUUAGCCUCCGGUCGGGAAGCUUGAGGAACCUGAGCUACUCGUAUAGCACGGGAGCGGACGGGCGGGUGGAGAUGGUGUCGAAUGCGGAAACGGGCAGGAAGACCCGGGCGCCCGACGGGUAUUUCUGCAGGCUGCUGAAACUGAAUGCACCCGAAUGGCCCUACUCCAUCAUGGGUGCCAUAGGGUCCAUUCUAUCUGGCUUUAUAGGCCCAACUUUUGCAAUUGUGAUGAGCAAUAUGAUUGAGGUUUUCUACUACUCCAAUCCUGCAAAGAUGGAGCAGAAGACAAAGGAGUUUGUGUUUAUAUACAUUGGCAUUGGUCUUUAUGCUGUUCUUGCUUAUUUGAUCCAACAUUAUUUCUUCAGCAUUAUGGGGGAGAAUCUCACUACAAGGGUCAGAAGGAUGAUGCUAGGAGCUAUCUUGAGGAAUGAAGUGGGGUGGUUCGACGAGGAGGAGAACAACUCGAGCCUUCUUGCAGCUCGCUUAGCCACGGAUGCGGCGGACGUGAAAUCAGCCAUUGCCGAGAGAAUAUCUGUGAUGCUUCAGAAUAUGACUUCCCUCUUCACCUCCUUCAUAGUUGCCUUCAUAGUGGAAUGGAGGGUCUCCCUCCUCAUUCUUGCCACUUUCCCCCUUCUGGUUCUUGCCAAUUUUGCCCAGCAACUCUCAAUGAAGGGGUUUGCAGGAGACACGGCGAAGGCGCACGCGAAGUCGAGCAUGAUCGCAGGGGAAGGCGUGAGCAACAUACGAACCGUGGCGGCCUUCAACGCCCAAGACAAGGUCCUUUCUCUCUUCUCCUUUGAGCUAAGAGUGCCUCAGAAGCAAAGCCUCAGGCGUUGCAAUUUGGCGGGUUUCCUAUUCGGCCUCUCCCAGCUCGCCCUCUACUCUUGCGAGGCGCUCAUCCUAUGGUACGGCGUGCACCUCGUCGACAAAGGCCUCUCGACCUUCUCGAAGGUCAUCAAGGUUUUCGUGGUCCUCGUGAUCACGGCCAAUUCGGUUGCUGAGACUGUCAGCAUCGCCCCUGAGAUCAUCAGGGGCGGUGAAGCAGUCGGUUCGGUGUUUUCCAUCUUGGAUAGGGCUACCCGAAUUGACCCUGAUGAUCCGGACGCGGAUCCCGUGGAAUCGGUUCGAGGAGACAUUGAUCUCCAUCACGUCGAGUUUGCGUACCCAUCGCGUCCGGACGUCGCGAUCUUCAAGGACCUCAACCUCAGGAUACGCGCCGGGAGAAGUCAGGCUCUCGUUGGGGCAAGCGGGUCCGGAAAGAGUUCUGUCAUUGCACUAAUCGAACGGUUCUACGAUCCAACGGCCGGGAAGGUCAUGAUCGACGGGAGGGAUAUAAGGAGAUUGAAUCUAAAGUCUCUACGGCGUAAAAUCGGUUUGGUACAACAAGAGCCUGCGCUUUUCGCCACCACCAUUUUCGAAAACAUAGCAUACGGAAAAGAAGACGCAACGGAAUCAGAAGUGACGGAAGCCGCACGGGCCGCAAACGUACACGCAUUCGUCACCGGAUUGCCCGAGGGGUACAAGACUCAGGUGGGCGAGAGAGGGGUCCAGCUCUCCGGCGGACAAAAACAACGGAUCGCGAUAGCGAGGGCGGUCCUGAAGAACCCCGCAAUACUCUUACUCGACGAGGCAACGAGCGCGUUGGACGCCGAGUCGGAGUGCGUUCUGCAAGAAGCGCUCGAACGGUUGAUGAGGGGUCGGACCACCGUGCUGGUGGCCCACCGGCUGUCAACCGUUCGAAACGUGGAUAGCAUCGGGGUGGUACAGGACGGGCGGAUCGUGGAGCACGGGAACCACUCCGAGCUAAUCGCCCGCCCCGAGGGCGCUUAUUCGAGACUCUUGCAACUACAACACCAUCGAGUGUGAAUUGUUUUGCCCAAUAAAAAUCAUGUGUUUUUCCCUUUCUUGAAAAGUGAGGCAAACUAUGUUCUCAUAUGAGGUCCCAUUAACAGUUGCUUUCACUUUUCUUUAUUGAUGAUGGUGGAUGUAGAUAUGGGGAGGGAUGUGAUUUGAAUGAACUUUUUCACUUUUUCCAAUGUUUAUUGGUUUCAACUUUUUUUAUUCCUUUUCUUCAUGUGUGUGUUUGGUGAUAUGUAUUUUUUCCAGAUAUGGAUGAUGAUAAUAUAAAAGUCAUCUUUUU